AUGUCGACGAGCGAAUGCCUCGCGCGCGUGCGUCGCAUGCGGACGCUGUCAGCGCUGCUGGACGAAGAUCCGGACACAGACGACCAGAUCUCGGAGGAGUGUCGUGCGCUGUUCGAGCACGUGACGAAAGCCGCGUCCACAGACCUCACGCACAGCAGCAGCAGCAGCCAAAGCACUUUUUUGUGUGUCGAAUGCCAAGCCCACGAGUCGGAGCUCUUUUGCGAACAGUGUCACGACUAUUUCUGUGAAUUGUGCUGCAGUGGUCAGCACCGGAAGGGCAACCGACGGAAGCACACGUUCCAGCCUUGCAAUUUGACGUCAGAAGAUGCGGUAGUCGCCCAAGACGCGACGACAGACGUGGCAAUGGACGCGACACAAGACGCCGUGAAGGGCAGUAGUAACGAGAACGAGCUGAGCGGAGACACGAGCAGCAGUGGAGAGGAAGAAGAAGUCGUUGAGCGUGGCGGACAGGACACUGUCAAUCGCGGCUCUGCAUCCGGAGACGAUGUUACUGCUUCCACUUCUGCUGCUGACUGCUCGGAUGACGAGGAACCUGCUCCACGGCGUAAUAUGUGCGACUUGAUGGGUCAUUACUUGCUAGGGUACCCGUCAUCGCUGGACGCUGUCCAUCUCACGGACGGUCAUGCUACUGCUGCAAGUGACCAGGCAGCUGCUGAAAUGCUGGAACGAGCCAAGUACAUUCCCGUGCGACUCACCUAUGAAGAACGUAAGCUGCUGCGUGCACUGGAGGCAGCGUUGUGCGUAAGCUGCUACACGGACAAGCUGGACACGCCCACGUUCGUGGCGCCGGCCAAACGUGUGCGUGCGCAGCUGCAAGACGUGUGUGGCUUCCUGUCGGCGUUAGCCGUGGCGUCAGACUACAAGGCGGGCCAGGAGGUUUUGGACGAAAAAAACUUUGCUGAGAGCGCCGAGUUCUUUCAAGGCAUAUUUGAGCUGGGUAGACGGUACAAGAUCAUGAAUCCAGAGAAAAUGCGCGGGGAGUACGGCAAGCUGAUGUACCUGUUGCAGGACGCCGUGAGUCCAGAGCUGCAGGAGCUGCUGGGGUUCUCGUGUCUGCAGAAGAUACGCACUGUGUACGAUGUAUUGGAAGCUGGCGGUGCUCUAAAUAUGCUGCGUGAUUCCCGUAUUCAGCCUGCUACGAUGGUGGUUGCCCCCGAAGGCAAGUCGCGCUCUCAGAUCCAGCGUCAGAUCAAGCAAAAGGAGCAGGCCAUUCGGGCUUUGAGCGACAAAUAUGAGAGUCGACGCCUCACACGUGACACCCUUCAGCAGUGUCUGUACUCGAUUGCAGAUAAUAACUACCACCUGUACUUCGAGCGCGACCCGAUCGAUCGCAUGAUUAAGCUGUUGACGGCGCACUUCAGCCCAAGUGAUGAGCAGGAAGAUACUUCUUUGGCGAUCGUGAGUGGCAACGACGGUGCCCGGUUAUCCCAUUCACACGCUCGCCAGUACAACUAUGUGCUUCAGUCAUUGACGCUGUGGCGCGAGAUCACGCACGACAUGUUCCGCCUGUGGUGUCUGACGGACGAGGACUUGCUUGCCGAUGGUACGCGAUACGAGCUAGCGGACACUGGCCAGGGUCUACACCGCAUCCAGCCCGCGCCUCGUGUGUCCCGUGCCAUGCAUGUCAUUCUCCACUCUACACAGCGCAAUUUGGACUCGUGGGUGGGCUCGAGUGUCAUCCAUCUUGGCGACAAGAAUGUCCCGAAUGCGCUCAUGUUCAUCGACAAGUACACACAAGUCGGGCACAUUCUGCGUCCGAUCGUCAAGGCAAUCGAUAGUAUCGAUUCGAUACAGGCGAUCCAAGGGUACGUGGACACCACGUUUGGUGGUGCGAGCAAGCUGAAACGCACUAUUCUGGCAGACUUUUUCCGCGAAGCGUUCGACGGCAGUGGUGCCGACAACUUCUUUGAGGCUGGGUCAUGCAUUGAUGGACGACUUACGAGUGCCUGGAAUUGGUGUUCGAACCUUCAUCAAAAGCCUUUCUUCCCGAUAUUCAAGAUCACGGGCUUCGUUGGCUUUGACGGCAAGUUUGGCUAG
Messenger RNA from Hyaloperonospora brassicae, 2058 nucleotides. Lineage: Eukaryota; Oomycota; Peronosporomycetes; Peronosporales; Peronosporaceae. The record is from the annotation of a GenBank genome assembly.